ACCCGUGAAGUUUCAGUAUUGUCCGUGAAGCGUGUUCGAAAGGUCAAAACAACACCAAAUUGUUUAAAGAAAACAAUGUAUUUGUACAUAGUGUAAGAGAUUAUCGUAUAAUCCAAACCAAAACGAUACGAGAUGUUUCAAAAACGUAAACGCGGACACUUUUUUUUAAUAAUAAAUCUAAUAUAAUUUAUAAAUAUUGCUAAAUUAAUCUUCGAAUUGUAUUGAACGCGUAGGUUGGUAAUCUAGGUUUGAACAUUUUUAUUAAAUCACAACAAAAUAAACUUGACUGAGUAAACUGAUGUGGAAAGGAGAAAUGGCAGGAAGUGAAAGAAACUUGUCCUUGCCAGUUAAAGAAAGAACCGAACAAAAUGGAGCAGUUUUCUCAGACAAAACUGAACAACCAACUGAGGAAAGUGUAAGAGAAACCGUUUACAAAUUGGUUAUGAAUGACCACGACGAGCAUCAACCAGCUGUAGAAACGAGACUUGUAUCAAGUUGUCAUACCUACCCCUCUCAACUCUUGAACUCUCGUGAAAUUUCAGAUGUUGAAAAUAGUGCAACAGGUUCAGUUGCUAGUUGUUCUGACAGUGGUAUUUGUUCCACUCCUUAUGAGGAAGAAGAUACCUGUGGAUUUGAGGAAAUACCUUUGAAUGUCAGUGCUGAUAUGUGUGAUGGCGUGAAUGCAAUAAAUUUUGGAAAUUCCCUUAGUGAAAAGCUACGGCAAGUGGAAGAAUUUGAUGAUGUCACAUUGGGUAGACAAAAAACUAGAGGAAAGUUUAGAAACCUGUUUGGGCGCUCAUUUCUGAAAGUGUCUGAUAACUCUAAUUUGUUGGUCUCAUUACAGAACCAAGGGCUUACAGGAAGUGCAUUAAUACAAAGAAGUUCUAGCAAGAAGCAAAAAGUUGUAGCGCCUGUGCUUUCCACCACAGGUCUUAUUUUUGAAAACAGGCCAAGAAAUCUUCCAGCAAAGGAUCCCAAAGAAGAAAAACGACACAGACAGCUUUAUCAACAAAUGAUUGAAGUUGCCAAAAAGAAAGAGCUUCAGGACCAUCAGGAACAGAAAAAGAAGCAGGAAAAUCAAAGUCAACAUGAACAUCUUGUUUCAAGUGCUUUGGCUUUGUGGAAUAAAGAAGUACUUCCUAACUGGGAUAAUAUGAAAUGUACUAAAAAAGUACUAGAGCUAUGGUGGUUAGGUUUACCACCUAGCAUACGUGGUCAAAUCUGGAAGCUUGCUAUUGGAAAUGAUCUUCACAUUACCCAAGAAUUGUUUGAAAUAUUUCGUUGCCAUGCUGAGCAAAAGCUUUUGAACAAUGAAAACAGCAAAAGCAGAUUGAAGUCUGGAGAUCUUGCUUCGAGAUCCCAAAACUUUGUCACUGAUUCCAUGGUCGAUCUCAUCACGAUGGACGUAUCGCGGACUUUCCCGUGCCUAGGAAUCUUUCAAAAAGGAGGUCCUUACCAUAACGUUCUCUACAAAAUACUCGGGGCCUAUUCCUGUUACAGACCAGAUAUUGGAUAUGUACAAGGAAUGGCAUUUCUUGCUGCUGUUCUUUUAUUGAACAUGGAAGAAAUCAACGCGUUCAUAUGCUUCGCGAACCUCAUCAACAGACCCAUGCAGAUGGCAUUCUUCAGCGUUGACCAACCGAUGAUGCGAGCGUAUUUCCUUGCAUUUGAAGUUCAUUUACAAGAUCACCUUCCAAAGUUGGAGUAUCAUUUCAAUGAUCAGGGUCUGACGCCCGACUUGUAUCUUACAGAUUGGAUAUUUACCCUCUACAGCAAGUCGCUACCGCUCGAUGUAGCAAGUAGAGUUUGGGAUCUGUUUUGUCGAGAUGGCGAAGAAUUUCUCUUCAGAACAGCUUUAGGUAUUCUUCAUAUGUUUUCGUGUGAACUGAUGACAAUGGAAUUCAUAACGCUCGCUCAGUUUCUCACGAAGCUACCCGAAAACAUAUCAGAGACGAAACUUUUCGAAAGCAUUGCGUACAUGACUAUCACUCGGGAGAAAUUCAACCAAGUCCUCGUGCAACAAACGCAAAAGGUUCUCCAACUUUAUCCGGCCGACAAACUUAAACAACAUCCAACUUUACGAGCGUAAAACUUUGACAGAACCGAGUCGCUUCCAUCUGCAAUAACUGAUUUUUUUGUCAUAUGGACUAAUUUACAAGUUCAAGGAAAAAAUUGACAAAAUAGUAAUGGCUAGUAGUACGUGUGUGACGUAAUGAUGGUUGUAGAUAAAGAGGUCUCAAAAAGUCUUAAUUAAAACAUUUGAAACUCGA
This is a messenger RNA of Xenia sp. Carnegie-2017, 2270 nucleotides long. RefSeq names its product TBC1 domain family member 12-like. The record is from RefSeq and is a predicted model, not a curated record. The transcript is spliced from 12 exons. NCBI's taxonomy places the organism in Eukaryota, Metazoa, Cnidaria, Anthozoa, Malacalcyonacea, Xeniidae. The coding region runs from base 299 to 2089 and encodes 596 amino acids.